UCGCAAUCUCAGACCUCUCUCACUUAUCCCGUGCCACACCCCAUUCGAAUUUUCUCAGAGAAAGUGACGGAGAAAAUGGCUCCAUAGCAGCUCGAACUUUCCGAUUUCAGAUUCCUUCCCUUCUCUCUCGCCUUCUCGUAUCGCUUCUCGCCUGCGUCAGGCGUGCGUGUGUACACGUUUUUGUAAUCGUCUGUUGUUUGAUUUGAUUUGGGAGUGAUGGCGCAACCAAGGUACACUAGGAUUGACAACAGGAGGCCUUCUUCGUCAGGAUAUUGCUCAACGGUGACUAUAGUUGUGUUUGUGGCUCUGUGUUUAGUCGGUCUCUGGAUGAUGACGUCAUCCUCUCUUGGACCUGAUCAGAGUGUUAAUCUUGACAACAAAGAUGGGAUGAAGAACCAGAUGACUCCACCUGCGGAGGAAGGUAAUGGCCAGAAGCCUGAAGAGGCAACUGGUAAAACACCAAACGGAGAGAGCUCAAGCAAGGAAGAGGAGAAGGAAGAGAAGACUAAAGAAGAGUCUAGUUCAUCUGGUGAGACCGAAGGUGGGGAAAAUAAAAAGGAUGAUGGAAGUGAUCCGGAUGAGAAGAAAGAUUUGAAUGAAGAAAAUUCUGACUCUACUGAAAAGCAGACUAAGCCUGAGACGGAGGACAAUGAGUCCGGUGAGGAUGGGGAGAACCAAACGAAAUUCGAGGGUGAUGAAAGUGAGAAGAAGUCCAGUGACGAUGAUAAAGAAACCAAAACAGGCAAUGAAGGUGAUGAAACAAAGCCUGACAAGGAAAACACCAAGACAAGUGUGGUGGAGCAAGAGAGUCAGCCUAAAAACGAGACCUCAGGUGGGGCGCAGUUAGAGCUAGUGAAUGAAACAGUUGCACAGAAUGGUUCGUUUCCAACUCAAGCAACAGAGUCCAAAAAGGAGAAAGAAGCUCAGAAGAGUUCUGGUGAUCAAAUUGAUUUCGAAUGGAAGGUCUGCAAUACUACUGCCGGACCGGAUUACAUUCCUUGUCUUGAUAACGUGCAAGCCAUUAGGAGUCUUAAGAGUACUAAACAUUAUGAGCAUCGUGAGAGGCAUUGUCCAGACAGCCCGCCCACCUGUCUCGUUCCUUUGCCUGAAGGAUACAAGCGGCCAAUUGAGUGGCCUAAAAGUCGAGAAAAGAUCUGGUACACCAACGUCCCUCAUACCAAGCUUGCUGAGUAUAAGGGCCAUCAAAAUUGGGUUAAAGUGACCGGUGAGUAUCUAACUUUUCCAGGAGGAGGAACCCAAUUCAAGCAUGGUGCUCUUCAUUACAUCGAUUUCAUACAGGAGUCUGUCUCUGAUAUCGCGUGGGGUAAACGCUCGCGUGUGGUAUUGGAUGUUGGAUGCGGUGUUGCAAGCUUUGGAGGUUUCCUCUUCGACAGAGACGUGAUCACGAUGUCCCUUGCGCCUAAAGAUGAACAUGAAGCUCAAGUGCAGUUUGCUCUUGAGAGAGGCAUUCCUGCCAUUUCCGCAGUGAUGGGCACUACAAGGCUACCUUUCCCUGGCAGAGUGUUCGACAUUGUUCACUGUGCUCGAUGUAGAGUGCCAUGGCACAUAGAAGGUGGAAAACUCCUUCUGGAGCUAAACCGUGUAUUGAGACCUGGAGGCUUCUUUGUGUGGUCUGCUACUCCUGUUUAUCAGAAGAAGACGGAAGACGUUGAAAUUUGGAAAGCUAUGAGUGAACUCACAAAGAAAAUGUGUUGGGAACUCAUAUCGAUUAACAAGGACAAGAUCAACAAUGUUGGUGUAGCUACUUACAAAAAGCCUACUUCAAAUGAAUGCUACACAAGCAGAUCAAAACAAGAUCCUCCAAUUUGUGCCAACUCUGAUGACCCAAAUGCAUCUUGGAAAGUCCCACUUCAAGCAUGCAUGCACACCGCACCAGAAGACAAAACGCAACGUGGGUCUCAGUGGCCGGAGCAAUGGCCAGGGAGAUUAGAUAAACCACCGUACUGGUUAUCGAGUUCCCAGACGGGAGUAUAUGGAAAAGCAGCACCAGAGGAUUUCACCGCUGAUUAUGAGCACUGGAAACGUGUAGUGACCAAAUCGUACCUUAAAGGUUUAGGAAUCAACUGGGGAACUGUUAGAAAUGUCAUGGACAUGAAAGCCGUUUAUGGAGGAUUUGCAGCGGCUCUAAGAGAAAUGAAAGUGUGGGUGAUGAAUGUGGUUCCGAUAGAUUCACCAGACACGCUAGCAAUAAUCUAUGAGCGAGGACUCUUCGGUAUCUACCACGAUUGGUGUGAAUCUUUCAGUACUUACCCGAGAUCAUACGAUCUUCUUCACGCCGACCAUCUUUUCUCCAAACUCAAACAAAGGUGCAAUCUGACGGCGGUUGUGGCGGAAGUGGAUAGGGUGUUGAGACCGGAAGGGAAACUGAUAGUGAGGGACGAUGCGGAGACGAUACAAGAAGUGGAAGCAAUGGUGAAAGCGAUGAAAUGGGAAGUGCGUAUGACUUUCUCAAAGGAAAAAGAAGGUUUGCUUUCUGUUCAGAAGUCAAUUUGGCGACCCAAAGAUGUAGAGACUCUCACUUAUGCUAUCGCGGAUUGAGUUAGAAGGAAAAAAAAAAAGACUCUUUUUGUACGUUAAACACACACAGUCUUGUAUUGUCGUAACUCCUCGUUAUCAUCGUCUCUCUUUUUCUUCUUUUAGGAAAUUUAAUUCGUUUAUUUUGUAGCGUCGAGUAUGAGUUGAGUCACUUGUUUGAGUAUUGCCACUUUUUCUCUUCGUCUAAGAUGAUGAACUUGAGUGAA
Molecule: messenger RNA, 2762 nt
Organism: Raphanus sativus (radish)
Lineage: Eukaryota; Viridiplantae; Streptophyta; Magnoliopsida; Brassicales; Brassicaceae
Product: probable methyltransferase PMT26
Exons: 9
Coding region: 217-2559 (780 amino acids)
Cellular component (GO): trans-Golgi network; cytoplasm; endosome
Molecular function (GO): methyltransferase activity
Source: RefSeq, a predicted model, not a curated record